AUGAACGAGCGGCACCUCAUUAACAACAUCCUCAUAAAGUACUUCGUCGCGAAGAGGUACUCAAAAUGUAUGUACAAGAGAAGAGACGAUCCAGAUGGAGGGUUACUACGUCUCUACAAAUGGGCCAAAUGGUACAAAGAACUCAAGACAGUAGAUAGUUACGGUCAGUCAAAUGAGAGAUUAUAUGUUACCUACACGAGCGACAAAGAGGUGAAGCUGUCUCAUGUGAAGCAGAGGAUUAUUAAGCAGAAGGUCGUAAAGAACAUCCGAAUGGUUUUUUAUGGCUGUCUUGUCCUGUUGGUGGUACUAUCAUGCAUUGCAUGUCUGCUUCUAUACAAUAAUCACAACCACGUCGAGUGUGUGCUUCGAUAUGGAGACUGUCCGGUCAUUCUACACAAAGAGAUUCACAGCUUCUUUGUGAAUGUGAAGAUGCAUGAAUUGAGUAAGGAACGCAUACUGGAGGUGUACCAUGCGAUGAAGCAAGUGCAGAGGAAGGGGUCCAAUAAAUCGGAAGGGAAGAGUAAUGGCCCCCUCGGACAAACUGACCGGAUGAGCUUGGAUAGGAGAAAAAAGUAUUCCCUUCUAGAGACAGAGAAAGUGAAGUGCAAGGAAUGCCAAAUUGUUUUCCGCCUCGAGGGGAAAGAAGAAACGCUUGAGGACAUCUUCCACUUCGAGGAGGUCAAUAAGUGUGAGAAGACGAUUGGGAGGGAGCAUUGCAUUCAUGUGAAGGACGGUGUCAUAUCAAACCAGCGCGUUCACCUGUACAAACGGUACAGCGGGCCGAUAAAGAACAUGGACACGCUUGAGAAGGGGGCGGCGCGGGAGAAGGUCGUCCUGGACGACAAAGUGAAGUUUCUGCAUCCCCUCCUGAAGGACUACGUCCUGAAUUUGGACUACUUCACACUGCGCAGCGAGACAGGGCAAAAGAUCCCCGUGAAUGAACAACCAAUCAAGGAGAAGAAGCGGCACAUCUGUCACCCGGAAGACAUAAAGACGUUUGGGAGGAGCCCCUUCUACUGGCUGUGCCCUCAAUUUUACGAGCACGAGAGAGGGUCCCGUGUCCACAGCAUUGCCGCAUCGAUCAUGCAGAUGGUGAACAUCGAGGGGGCGGGAGAAGCGGAUGCAAACAAACACAUCGUUGAGAUGUCCAAAUCGAGCCCAACGGUACGUCGAUACGACCACUUUGGGUUCAUUGCAGACAAGCUUGAACUCCCCCUUAAGGUGGACAUUUUUAGCCGCUUCCAACCCCAGGACGGAGAAACGGAGAAAGUGGAUAUGCUGGAGAGGAUCUAUAAGGCCUUUUUCUGCAGGGGUCGGGGGGGGUCCUCCGAUCAGCAGCAGCAGAAGCGGCAUGAGAAGGAGGAGCAGUGGCGUGAGACAGACCGGCACCACCACGAUACCGGGAAGCAUCAUGCCUAUUCCCACUCUGCCCCUUCACAUGAGGAUGACAUGUCCAAAUUGGCGUUCUUCUUUCUCGGCCAUGACAGCGGGAGGAAGGAAGGAACAGAGACGCUACAGGGAGAGGUCGCAAAAGAGACGUAUAACGAUCACGGGAAGGGAAAAAAGUUGGUUCACAUAGACAGUACCUCCCUGAAUGAUGAGGAGAGAUAUUCCUCGAUGGAAGAUCUAUGUCGAGAAGACAACUACGAAGAAGGGCACGACACGAUUGAUAAGAAGGAAAAGUCAGCUGAAGAAGGAGAGGGACACACACAUAGUAGAAGGGUCCUCAUCAAAGAAAUGGCGACGGUUAGGAAAGACAAACAAAAGGAGCGAGACUCAGAAGGAUUGGAUAAGGAGCUAGUGAUUAUAUCUCCUUCUGUAUUUUUUGGCAUGAUGGAAGGGGUGUUAAGUAUUGUGAUUUUUUUUUUGCUCCUUCUCCUUGGGAUGAUCUGCGUGAUGUUGAUUCUUUACAUUUGUGUGACCAUCGGAUAUGAUGUGUCUGUACUUUUGAGAGAUCAGGACGAGAUUGAGGAGAUACCCAGAUAUUUGAAGCGCCUUUCGAGGGACCUCACUGGGGGUGGUGGUGACGUCUCGGUUGGAGGUAUCGAUGGAGGUUUCUUUAGAAUCCAUCGCCAGGCGAGCGGCCCAUUUUAG
Messenger RNA from Plasmodium inui San Antonio 1, 2094 nucleotides. RefSeq lists its product as hypothetical. Lineage: Eukaryota; Apicomplexa; Aconoidasida; Haemosporida; Plasmodiidae. Bases 1 to 2094 code for a protein of 697 amino acids. The record is from RefSeq and is a predicted model, not a curated record. The transcript is spliced from 4 exons.